UCCCUUUCUUCAUAUAAAACCUCACUCCACCAUCACAUCUCUCUCACACCCAAUUUUCUAACACAAAACGCACAACACGCGAACACGCUCUUCCGUUGAGAAUCCAACGCUGUUGUUCUAACGCGACACCGAAGUAUGGGCAUGCUUAGCGAAGAACCGAAGUCGAAACCGGUUACGAUCCGCGAAGUAUGGGCCUCCAAUCUAGAAUCUGAAUUUCAACUCAUCCGUGAAGUCAUAGAUCGUUACCCUUUCAUCUCAAUGGACACCGAAUUCCCAGGCGUCGUUUUCCGCCCACACGUGGACCCUACCAAACCCUACAAUCACCGUCACCGUCGUCCCUCCGAUCACUACCACCUCCUCAAGUCCAACGUCGACGCGCUCAACCUCAUCCAAGUUGGCCUCACUCUCUCCGACGCCGCCGGUAACCUUCCCGAUCUCGGAACCGCCGGCAACAUUUUCAUCUGGGAAUUCAACUUCCGCGACUUCGAUGUCGCGCGUGACGCCUACGCGCCGGAUUCCAUCGCUCUCCUCCGCCGCCAGGGGAUCGACUUCGCGCGUAACUCCACGGACGGAAUCGACUCGGCGCGGUUCGCCGAGUUGAUGAUGUCGUCGGGACUCGUUUGUAAUGAAUCAGUGAGUUGGGUGACGUUCCACAGUGCGUACGAUUUCGGGUACUUGGUGAAGAUCCUGACCCGACGGAGCUUACCGACCCUGUUGGAGGAGUUUUUAAGGGUUGUGAGGGUGUUUUUUGGAAACAACGUUUAUGAUGUGAAGCACAUGAUGCGGUUCUGUGAGACACUCUAUGGUGGGCUGGACCGGGUUGCACGGACCCUCAACGUGGACCGAGCCGUUGGUAAGUGCCACCAGGCCGGGUCAGAUAGCUUGCUGACGUGGCACGCGUUUCAGAAGAUUGUUGACAUUUAUUUUGUAAAGGAUGAGCAUAAAAAACAUGCCGGUGUGUUGUAUGGAUUAGAGGUUUUUUGUUAAUUAAAAAAAUAAUAAAGCAUAAAAUAAGAAUUUAAUUGAUUAUUUAUUUUAUUUUUUGUAUACUAAUGUGACCCCAAGAUUUGGUAAGAGAUUGCACUUAUCAACAACAAAGUUGUUCCUACAUCAGAUUUCACCUUUCGU
Abrus precatorius (Indian licorice) is the source of this 1128-nucleotide messenger RNA. RefSeq names its product probable CCR4-associated factor 1 homolog 9. Lineage: Eukaryota; Viridiplantae; Streptophyta; Magnoliopsida; Fabales; Fabaceae. Gene Ontology annotation, cellular component: CCR4-NOT core complex; CCR4-NOT complex; P-body. Gene Ontology annotation, molecular function: nucleic acid binding; poly(A)-specific ribonuclease activity. The transcript has a single exon. The coding region runs from base 136 to 987 and encodes 283 amino acids. The record is from RefSeq and is a predicted model, not a curated record.